Molecule: messenger RNA, 3037 nt
Organism: Durotheca rogersii
Lineage: Eukaryota; Fungi; Ascomycota; Sordariomycetes; Xylariales; Xylariaceae
Exons: 5
Coding region: 648-2858 (736 amino acids)
Source: RefSeq, a predicted model, not a curated record
CUCAUGUCAUCUCUAGACGGUGUCAAGACAACGCCGGCGGGGAGUAUGGUUCAGGAAUGGUUAGGUUCGGUAUGUGUACAACGCGUACGGAAUUGCAGAAACGGUGGGCAGAGUAUGGCUGGGGCGUACUCAGAAAGCCCAAGGGCCGCACGUUAGUCGAUUAGCCCGCCGGCAGCAAGGCAGACAGACGACGCCCCAGAGGCGUUAAGCCAGUUCCAGCUUGUCGACUAGCUGAGCCUAGAUUCAUCCUCGCUACCCGGCACACCAGCAAAGCCACCUGAGGCUAUGCAUGAAUCAUUAUACCUUCCUAUCUAGCCACCGAAUCUGACCUCCGAGCGAUCCUGCUGUCGACCUCGCCUCCCCAUACCGCCACAUGGAUCGUCGCUCGCCAGUUCACUGGAACAGUUCGUCCCGCAGACGUUCCCCCUCGUCAUACCUUCCAACCCCCUGUACGGUUUGUCAUCAUCUCGACCUGCUUCAUCAACCUGCUCGUUAACCUUCUCGUCAUCUUACCUCCCAUCAUCAUAUCUCCCUCCGUGACAUUCAUCUCCUGGGCACAUCACCACCGCGCCCAACGUGUCCCGCUGUCUGCGCCCGCCAUCUGCCUUCCAUCUACGAUUCGCAGCUGCUGACCGCUUCUCCUCGCCAUGGCUAUCGUACCGAUUUCCAGCCACGUGAGGUCUCCCGACUCCGGGCAAAAGGAUAGCCGUAGCGAACCACCGCCGCAGUAUACUGCUUUCGCUGAAACUGGCCAGUUACUUCCAAGCGUUGUCGACGAGCUGACAUCGGCCUUUUCUGCCCUCGAGCUCCCGUCGCAGACCCAGGGUGUGAACCCCGACACCUGCCUGGUCCACCUUAAGCUUCUUGCCGCCUUCAGCAACUUGAAGGAGGAAGUGGGGUCCAACGACGGCCCCUGGGGCCUCUAUGAUGCGAGCAUAACCUCCGGGGGCAAAGGGAAAUCUGCAACCACCCCAAACGACCAAAAACGCGAUGACGAGACCCGUGCCGGCUUGGCAAAACUCCGGGAGAAGCGGUGGGCGCUUUUCGUUGCGAGGGCCGCGGACCGAUACGAAUCCUGGUGGAGCAAACUCUCGACGAGCCGACUUACCGCUUUCGACCUGGACGAGAACUCCGAGGCGUACGGCACGUUUGCUUCCAGCGGCAAUGCGCUUUCGUGGACCGAAAAUAUGCUGCCACCCCUGGAUGUCCUGAUGGUAUGGCACGCCCAUAUGCUGAACCCCAAGGCGUAUCUCGAGGACUGCCUGCUGUAUUGCCUCAACGGACUCUGGACGGCGGGUAUGCCAUGGAAGCUUAUUAACGAAGCCAUCGAUACCAACUUCAACUACAACGUCUCGCAAGAAUGCAAGAACGCUUGGGAGAACAUCGUUGGCCGCAGGUGGGACAACGCUGAAGACCCGACCACCAAGGCACUCGAAUGCCCCUCUUGCUUCGAGACCAACGGUGUACCGUGGACUACCUGUGGCCUGUCUGAAGAUGGUGAUAGCGGCGACACCAGCCUCGAAGGCGUAGGUUACGGGGACGGAACCUUCGUAUACGAUUGUCGCAAGUGCGGUAAGGUUCUCACGAGGGAGUUUCUCGAGGUCGGGAGGUUGGCGAAGGAUGUACGACAUCUUCUCGUCUACAACCGGCCCAUGCCGGGCACCAUACUAGACAAGCAGACGGGGAUGCCGGAGAAGAUGCCUACCGAACCUCUGAUGAAGGCCAGGUUAGGUCGGACGUUCCCGAAUAGGUUGAUCCAGAACCACCUCCAUGGCCAGAUACAGCAACUGGUUAAGCCUGGGACGUUUCCGACGCCGUCGAUGGAUACCGUCCGUCUCCUGGUAGACGAGGCCAUGAAGGACGAAAAUAUUAUGAAACAGGUAGAUGGGGUGGCGGGGAGCGAUGCUUUGAAGAGCUAUCGCCUCGGUAUGUUGGCCCGCAUACACACGCGCAGGAUGCUAUCGCGUUACCGGGGAAAUUCUUCGCCUUUUGCCCUCGAGCUAAGUGGCGCGGUGCUACGGCAAGGUGUCUUCACAGAAAAGAUGAUGAAGAUCGACUGGCUACACAGUCCCGCGGCGCGCGAGACGAUGGAUCGCCUGAUCGGAAAAUAUCAGCGUUUCGUACUGAUCAUGGGGCGAUACCCCAAAUCUACCGCUGUCCCAACCCUCGACGUCGACCUGGCCUGGCAUACGCACCAGCUGAGCCCCGCUCUGUAUGCCCAUGCCAUGUUGUCCAAGACACGACGGCUGAUCGACCACGACGACAAGAUCGACGAGAGUAAGCUUAGCACCGCCUUUGAAUGGACCAGUAAGGUGUACCAGCAAAUUUACGGCGAGGUGUACUCCGAGUGCACGUGCUGGUACUGUGAGAGCAUCCGGGCGUCGCAUAUAUCGUCUAUAGGGAGUAUGUUGGGAGUGUCGCAGAACGAAAAGAGUAUGUGUUUUUUUAUCGUAUCCGAGAACUUUUACAAGUCAGGCCGCGCAGAGCUCUGCCCACCGGGCAACUCGGCACACAUAUCAGCACACAAUGCUGUGCGCAUGAACGUCGCGGACGUGCACCAGAACGCCGUACGCCGCCGCCAGAGCCUCGCGCACCAGUAUCAUCUUAACCUGAACUACGACCGUGCGCAGCGCCGUGCGCGCCGCAAGGGCCGCGACCUGCCGCCGAGGGAGGAGUAUUAUACGUCCUACUGGGGGCAACCGUACAUGAUCUACGGCCCGUAUAUGUCUCCCGUGUAUCCUGCACCCAGUCUCUAUCCCAACGGGGACCCGGGGACAGACUCGUGCGUGGACGGCCACAACGGUGGAUGUGGCGGAGGGUGCGGCGGAGGAUGUGGAGGGGGGUGUGGCGGCGACUAGACUCAUUCCGGAGUCUGCUCGACAGCUGCUGGCUCGCGAAAAUGCAUAGCCGGCUUGGACGAGGUUGAUUACGGAGGUUUGCUCGGAUACGGAGAGGAGGACAUCGUUGCGCACGUGUAUAGCGUGCCGGGCCUAACUGCCUACCGAAAGAUAACCAACGAAGCGCCCAUAAAGUUGUC